AUGUCUGGGUUUCCUGGUGCCGGUUAUGCGGGAGGAUACGCUCCUCCGCCGCAACAGCAGUAUGCUGGCUACUACCCUCCCCAGAGCUACGGUUACCAGCAGGCCCCUCCGCCGCAGGGCCAAUAUGGCUACCAACAACCUCCGCUAGGCCAACAAUAUGGCUAUCAGCAGCCGCCUCCACAAGGCUAUCACCAAACCCCACCGCAACAGCAACCACCGCAACAACAACCACAAUACGGACGACCGAACAUGCCGACCGUAAACUCCAACUCUUACGUUCACGGGAACCACGGUGCCCCUCCUCCGCCACCCCAAGCUCCUCAGCACUUUGGAUAUGGUGCUCCGCAAGGCUAUGCUUUCCAGUACUCACAAUGUACAGGGAAAAGGAAAGCUCUACUGAUCGGGAUCAACUACUUCUCGCAACGCGGCCAGCUUCGUGGGUGUAUCAACGACGUUAGGAACAUGUCCUCGUAUCUGGUGGAAAGAUUUGGCUACAAGCGAGAGGAUAUGGUCAUUCUUACGGACGACCAGCAGAACCCCAUGAGUCAACCGACCAAACAGAACAUCUUGAGGGCUAUGCAUUGGCUCGUCAAGGAUGCUCGCCCUAACGACUCUCUUUUCUUCCACUACUCUGGUCACGGUGGUCAGACGAAGGAUCUUGAUGGUGACGAGGAGGACGGAUAUGACGAGGUCAUCUACCCGGUCGACUUCCGGCAAGUCGGGCACAUCACGGAUGACGAGAUGCACAGAAUCAUGGUGCGCCCACUACAAGCAGGCGUUCGCUUGACGGCCAUCUUCGACUCGUGCCAUUCCGGAACCGCGCUCGAUCUUCCCUACAUCUACUCCACCCAGGGUAUCCUCAAGGAGCCCAACCUUGCCAAGGAGGCCGGCCAAGGUCUUCUCGGUGUUAUUUCCGCCUACAGCCAGGGCGAUCUCAGUGGUGUUGCCAGCAAUAUCAUGGGCUUCUUUAAGAAGGCCAGCAAUGGCGAAGAUGCCCAUGCCCGUACCCUCGCGACGAAGACCUCGCGUGCCGAUGUUGUCAUGUUGUCCGGAAGCAAAGACGACCAGACUUCUGCCGAUGCCACGAUUGCUUCUCAAGCAACUGGAGCCAUGUCCUGGGCCUUUAUCAACUCGCUCAAAAAGAACCCCCAGCAGAGCUAUGUGCAGCUCCUCAACAGCAUCCGCGACGAGCUACAGACGCGUUACACCCAAAAGCCGCAGCUCUCGUGCAGUCACCCUCUUGGUGAGAUCGCGCCCUACCUUGUGACCACGUUCAAAGCGCGUCCGGAUUGAAGAGAACAAAGUUUUUACUAACAAAAAGGGGAUGUGUUUGGGGGAGUUUAACAGAUACGAACUUGCUCUUUGUCAUGUGAGGGCGUUCCUACUAAGAUAAUAAUCACUUGGCAUGAAAUUGUAUAUACGAUUGAGGGUUUUUCUUGUAUCCCCUUUUGGAUGUCACACAAAAGAAAAAAUCUACUGGUGGAUUUUUUGGUAGGGAGAAAUCGAAGAAUCUUUUGAGUAUUUGGGAUUGUUUUUGAUGUAUGUCAUGGCUUUUAUUGUAGGAUAGGGAUGCAGGAUUUAUGUGAGGGUUGGUGAUUUGUUCAGAGGAAAAAUGAUAAAAAUGAUGAUAUGAAUUUUGGUUCUUUCUUUCAUUUUGGCUGAGGAGCAAAAAGGGUCGCUCGCUAAUUGCUACAAGUCUCCUGGGGGUACAUGUAUAUAUGUCUCUCACUUUCUAAUGUCUGUUGUCUCUUAUUUCUUGCCACUUUGACGGUCAAGCAACAAAUGUUGGGUUCUCUUGCUUGAUCUUGGGGUUUUGACGAUGUUGAUGACUUAUGAAAUCCUUUUCACCCUUU
Molecule: messenger RNA, 1853 nt
Organism: Podospora pseudopauciseta
Lineage: Eukaryota; Fungi; Ascomycota; Sordariomycetes; Sordariales; Podosporaceae
Product: Ca(2+)-dependent cysteine protease
Exons: 5
Coding region: 1-1293 (430 amino acids)
Biological process (GO): proteolysis
Molecular function (GO): cysteine-type endopeptidase activity
Source: RefSeq, a predicted model, not a curated record